Messenger RNA from Cucurbita moschata (crookneck pumpkin), 2130 nucleotides. Its product is annotated as protein indeterminate-domain 2-like. Bases 487 to 1962 code for a protein of 491 amino acids. The transcript has 4 exons. Lineage: Eukaryota; Viridiplantae; Streptophyta; Magnoliopsida; Cucurbitales; Cucurbitaceae. Gene Ontology annotation, molecular function: DNA-binding transcription factor activity. The record is from RefSeq and is a predicted model, not a curated record. Gene Ontology annotation, cellular component: nucleus.
GUCGUCCCUCCACUCUGCUGAAUCAGAGAUAGAAUCCCUCAUUUUCCCAUUUUCUCUUCCUCUUCGCCUCUUAACAAAUCUCUCCUCUCUCUUCUUUUUCCAGACACCGCCCCGUUUUACACCCAUCUCAAUUUGUUAUUUGUGGUUGUCCUCCUCCUCUUCCGCCGCCGCCACCGCCCGCCGGGUUCCAUCACCGUCGUGGGGGAUGGUGUUUGUUUAAUCAUUGCGGUUUAUUGGGUAAUGUGGGAUUUUGGUCAGAGUCCCCUCUGAGCUGGUUGGUGGAUGGGAAAAUUAAACUUACUUGACUGGUAGAGAUGGAGAUUUAGGUAGAGAUUGAGAGAGAACCAAACCAAAAAAAGAUAACCCUAGGACAACAAAAAUUGCUGUCCCCUUCUUUCUCAGAACGUUUGAAACAGAUAAAUGCUCUGAAUCUUCUUCUUUACGCCUCUCGAUUUUAAUAUCCUUUUUUGUUUUUUUGCUGUACUCAUGCCGGCCGAUUUAGAUAAUUCCUCGUCGGCUUCCGGCGAACCCACUGAAUCCUCCCCCGGAAACGUCGCUCCGACUCCCAAACCCGCCGCUAAGAAAAAACGAAAUCUCCCCGGAAUGCCAGAUCCGGAUGCGGAAGUUAUUGCUCUGUCCCCGAAGACCCUUUUGGCCACAAAUCGAUUUGUUUGCGAGAUUUGUAACAAGGGGUUUCAGAGGGAUCAGAAUCUGCAGCUUCACCGGCGAGGGCACAAUCUUCCAUGGAAGCUCCGGCAGAGGACAAGUAAGGAGGUGAAGAAGAAGGUCUAUGUUUGCCCUGAGAGUUCUUGUGUUCAUCACGAUCCCUCUAGAGCUCUGGGUGAUCUGACUGGGAUUAAGAAGCACUUUUGCAGAAAGCACGGCGAGAAGAAGUGGAAAUGCGACAAGUGUUCGAAGAAAUACGCCGUUCAGUCUGAUUGGAAAGCCCACUCCAAAAUUUGUGGAACUAGAGAGUAUAAAUGCGAUUGUGGUACUCUGUUUUCCAGAAGGGACAGCUUCAUUACACAUAGAGCUUUCUGUGAUGCAUUGGCAGAGGAAAAUGCAAAAGCUCAGCCUCAGUCGUUGGUGGACAAACCGGUUUCUGAUUCUCAGAAAGCGGUGGAAUCUAGUCCGAAGCCAUCUCCGCCGCCGGAACCGUCACCUCCGCCGUCAACUUGUGUUCUGUCUCCUGUCUUGCCGAUUCAGAGUCAAGAGAAUCAACCCGAAGAAGCACCGAUGGCUACGACAGGCAUGAGUAGUAGCUGCAGCAGUAGCAGCAGCAAGAGCUCGAGCAGCAACAACAGUUCGAGUAGUCAGUUUGCUAGCUUGUUUGCUUCCACAACUACAUCAAUGAGCCUGCAACCUCCUCGACCCCCGACAUUUACAGACUUGAUACAUACUAUGGCUUGUUCAGAUCGCUUGACCGAUUAUGCACCAACGACGACUAUUGAACCUAUUUCCCUAUGUCUUUCAACUAGCCAUGGGGCAUCAGUUUUUGGGGCUGCCAGCCAAGAGCUCCGGCAGUACACACCAAGUCCACAACCUGCAAUGUCCGCCACUGCAUUACUACAAAAGGCUGCUCAAAUGGGAGCAGCAGCAUCAAAUGCCUCAUUGCUUCGCGGGUUGGGAUUGGGGUUAGUACCGUCCUCCACCACUUCAGCUGCGCCCCAAGAGAGGUUGCCAUGGAAUCAGCAGAGGCAAAUUGAAGCAGAUGGCAUCUCGAUCAGUGCAGGGCUCGGGCUGGGACUCCCUUGUGAUGGCAAUUCUGGAUUGAAGGAACUAAUGAGGAGCAGCAACCAUUCGAUAUUUGCUCCAAAACAUACUACCCUGGACUUCCUCGGACUGGGGAUGGCAGCAGCUGGUGGCAGCCCCAACAGCAGCCUGGCGGCGCUGAUUGGUGGGAGUAUGGGAUCAUACGGAGGGGGUGCCAAAUCCAGCAAAGACAUGAACACAAACAAUUAAAGGUAAGAAAAGAAAGGGAAGUCCCCAUCUUUUUUGUCCGCUGGCUUUGGGCCCCUUCCCUCUUCUGUUUCUUCACGUUCUUCUCUGUUUUGCAACACUAUUUUACAGAUUUCUGUGUGUAUAUAAUUAAUUAAUGGGUAAAGAAAGAUCCUUCGAUUGAUCUUCAAA